Messenger RNA from Microplitis mediator, 1408 nucleotides. Its product is annotated as speckle-type POZ protein-like. The record is from RefSeq and is a predicted model, not a curated record. Gene Ontology annotation, cellular component: cytoplasm. Gene Ontology annotation, biological process: regulation of proteolysis; proteasome-mediated ubiquitin-dependent protein catabolic process. Lineage: Eukaryota; Metazoa; Arthropoda; Insecta; Hymenoptera; Braconidae. The transcript is spliced from 2 exons. Bases 201 to 1253 code for a protein of 350 amino acids. Gene Ontology annotation, molecular function: ubiquitin protein ligase binding.
UUAUAGGUACGUUUUAAAAGUGUGUACGCAACUAGAAGAAUACCAAGAAUUGAAACUUGAUAUCUUGACUGAGUUCUUCAUUACUCAUUUACUGUUUGAUAUGAUAUAGUUAUAAACUAGCGUUAUCACUAAUUACGAACGUAAAUGAAUAUUAAAUACUGAAAAUAAAAGUAAUAACUUUGUGUUUUAUUGUUGAAAAAAUGGAAGUUGAGGGUCAUACACGAUUCCCCAAACAUGAGGUUUCAUUUCAAUGGAAAUUAGACGGAUUAAUGGGAUUAAUGGAAGCUGCUAGUUUUGAUAAACUUGACAAAACACUUAAAUCGCCACAAUUUUCAGCACGAUCACAGUUGAAUCUUAAAUGGCGUCUAGAGCUACAAUUACUAAAUCACGAUCAAACAGAUAACAAAGGAUGGGCUAAAAUAGGAUUACGUUUGGAUGAUGGAACAAGCGAAGUAAGAGCAGAAGUUACGUUUUUUAUGUUGAAUAGUAAAAAAGAAAGAGUGUUUGUUCUACCACCAUUCUGCAGAACCUGUAAAGUUAGUAAAUGUUGGGCAUACGAUUGUUUUUUUGAAAUAGACAAAUUGUUAAAAAAUAAAGAUGAAUACUUGUCUGACAACAUGGUAACGAUAUGCGUUGAUCUUGUGAUAUAUGACAAUGAAACGUCAAGUUUGAUUGAAAAUGAAUUUAAAUUUUCAAAACGUCGAAUUGUUGAUGAUCUUGAAGAACUUUUUGACAGUAAACUAAAGAGUGAUGUAGUCUUGAUAGUGGGCGAUAAAAAAAUAAAAGCUCAUAAAAGUAUUUUGAUAGCACGUUCUCCUGUACUUGCUGCAAUGUUUAUGCAUAAUACAGUUGAAAAUAAAAACAAUGAAAUAAAUAUUAUCGAUAUAAAAGCUGAAAUAAUUGAAAAAAUGAUCAAGUUCAUUUACACAGAUAAAGUUGAAAAUAUUGAUGAUGAUGCUGAAUAUUUAUUGGAAGCGGCUGACAAAUAUCAAGUGCAAAUGCUGAAAGAAUUGUGUGAAAAGUCACUUAGUAAGUCAGUGACUACUGAAAAUGCUGUAAAAAUUAUGAUUUUAGCAGAUCGCCAUAAUGCUAAGCAGUUACUGGAAUUUGUUAACAAUUUUAUAGUUACUAAUGCCAAAGCUGUGAUUAAAACAAACGAUUACAAGUUGAUGGAAAAAUCAAAUUUUCAUUUAUUAUCAACGUUAUUCGAAAAAAUCGUUGAUUUGACAAAAUUAUCUGAUAGCAAAUCUUAAAUUAUUGAUAAGACAACUGGGAAAAACAUGAUAGCAAUUAAUUAAUGAUGUGAGAAGAUUUAAAUCCGAAAUUCUGCUUAUUCUAAAAUUAAUUUUCUCUUGAUGAUUUUCAUUACACAGUUAAAUACCUUAUGCCCUUUUUUUGUACUUUGAUA